Sporisorium graminicola is the source of this 1302-nucleotide messenger RNA. RefSeq lists its product as uncharacterized. Gene Ontology annotation, molecular function: GTP cyclohydrolase I activity; GTP binding; zinc ion binding. Gene Ontology annotation, cellular component: cytoplasm. Bases 1 to 1302 code for a protein of 433 amino acids. The record is from RefSeq and is a predicted model, not a curated record. NCBI's taxonomy places the organism in Eukaryota, Fungi, Basidiomycota, Ustilaginomycetes, Ustilaginales, Ustilaginaceae. Gene Ontology annotation, biological process: tetrahydrobiopterin biosynthetic process; tetrahydrofolate biosynthetic process. The transcript has a single exon.
AUGAAAGGGAGCAAGGAUACACAAGCGUCACAAUCGCAAACACAAGCGCCAAGUUCAGGCUCGCAGUUCUUCGACUCGUUCUUUGCCUCUGCAUUGCAGCGUGCCAACAUGUCCUCGAGCGAACUGCAGGGGUUGACCGAUCAGCUCAAAACCGCAGCGCAUCCUGUCGCUGCGGUAAGCAACGAUAUCUACGCACCUGAUGGGAACGGCUUGGAUUGUGGUCGUGAUCCAGGUGAUGUGCCGGACCCAACCGAAACAGCAGCGUCAAACUCGAACUCGAACUCGAAAUCAAGACAGCAGUCGUCAGCUCUCGCUAAUGGCGUAUCGUCCCUUAACUUGGGAGCCGCCAGCCCUGCUCUUCCUUCCAGCUCGUCUACCUCAUACGUGCAAGCCAGCUCAUCCAACAUGUCUCCCUCUGCAUCCGCAUCUGCAUCCAUCAUGCAGCAUCACCACUCGAACGCACGUGCUGCUGCCACUGCGCUGCUAUCUCGCUCCAGUUCUGCCGGGCCAGCAGCAGCCGCCGGGACACACGGUAGCGCGUCGACCAAGAUGUCGGCCGACUUGGACCUGCUCGCCACCACGCGCGGUGGAGGACUGGGCACCCCCACAGGUGAACGCACGUACAUCGGCUCCUCCUGGGCGCCCUCUGGCACCGCCACGCCCGUCAUGGACAACAACGGUCUCGGCUGGCCAGCCAAAGCGACGCUCGACCGGCUCCACCACACUCCGGCCCAAGCAGAAGCCAACCAGGCGCGCCUCGCCAACGCCAUCCAGACCGUGCUUGAGUGCAUCGGUGAAGAUCCUUCGAGGAGUGGGUUGGCCAAGACACCGGAACGCUACGCCAAGGCGCUGCUCUGGAUGACGCGCGGCUACGAGGUGCGGCUGUCGGACGUGAUUGCAAACGCGAUCUUUGACGAGGAGCACGACGAGAUGGUCAUUGUCAAGGACAUUGAGAUUUUCUCCUUGUGCGAGCAUCACAUGGUUCCGUUUACGGGCAAGAUCCAUAUUGGGUACAUCCCCAACCGGCUCGUGAUCGGGCUGAGCAAGCUCGCGAGAAUCGCAGAGACGUUUGCGCGCAGGCUGCAGGUGCAGGAGCGGCUGACGAAGCAGGUGGCCCUCGCGUUGGACGAGGCGCUGCGCCCCCAAGGCGUUGCGGUGGUGGUCGAGUGCGAGCAUCUGUGCAUGGCCAUGCGCGGCGUCCAGAAGCCCGGCGCGACGACGGUGACCAGUUGCAUGUUGGGCGUUUUUAGAGAUAGGCAAAAGACCAGGGAGGAAUUCUUGAGCUUGAUCAACAAGAGGUAG